AAUCAAACAAAAACUGACAAAGAGGUGUCUAGAAACUAUAGGUUGUACGGUGACUAGAAGAUCAAAUUAAAAAUGAACCCCGAUGUUUUGUAUGUAUAGUAUAAACUAACGGGGUGCAUGGUAGUUUGAAAAUCUAUCAGUAAGGUACGACAUUUAAAUCAUGCAGGUCACCAGAUCUGAAAGUGCAAUCAAACGGAUGAUGUUUCACUGUGCUGGAUAUAUCGAUUACAAGUUGAUUCGAUUGUGUACGCUUCUUCUGUGCCGUUCAAGUUAACUUCAGUUCAUUGAGUCACGUCAGUUGGUAUCGUGUAUACGGACGGAUACAAUGUCGUUAAAAGAUAAAUCUGCUGUAAUUAUUGGUGGUUUGGGAGGAAUCGGUUUUGAGAUUGGUAAACAUCUUCUUCGGAAUGGAAUAUCGAAGCUGUUCGUACUCGACAUCGUUUCGAACUUCGAUAAUGACAAACGACCUGAGCUGCAAAGCUGUAAUGUGGAUGGUGUGAUUUUUUAUAAGCAGUGUGACAUUACCAAAAAAGAUCAAAUGGAUAAACUUCUUCGUUCGACUAUCGUGCAGAAACUUCAUUUCAUUGACAUUUUUGUCAAUGCAGCUGGAAUAAUUAACGAGCAAAAUCCCGAGCAAGUUGUGGCAGUCAAUUUGACAGGAGUUAUCAACAGUUCUCUAAUAGCUCUAGAUAUAAUGUCUCUGGAAAAUGCGGGCCUUGGUGGAUACAUUGUAAACCUUGCCUCAACUGCAGGACUGGAACCAUUCCCGUACUGUUCUGUAUACACUUCUACCAAACAUGCGAUAGUUGGUUUCACAAGAAGUUUAGGGAUCGACACCGUACUCGUGAAAACUGGAGUGAAAUUCAUUACGAUUUGCCCCGGAGCCACGGAAACUGCACUAUUUAGGCAAAGCAAUAUGGGAAGCAUUUUCCUACUACCGUGGAUGGAAGAACCUGGAAAAAAGAUGAUGAGACAAAUUCCGGUGCAGAGUCCAAGCACUGUUGGGGAGUGUGUCAUCCGAGCUCUUGUCGAAGGUGAAACAGGAUCCGUAUGGAUAUGUGCGGCCGGAAAAAUUCAAUGUGCAACGCUGCCACUCAGUUGGAACGAAUGGAACAGUUCUAAUGAGCGCUAAUCAACUGGAGGAGAAUUGGAAUUGAUCUACAGUAUGGAAACAAAGUUUAUCCCUUUCGUAACUGAUCUCCAACGCCAGACGAUGCCAUCGAGCCCCAAAACAUCACCCUAGCUGUACGGAAUAAAAAAAAUAACUAUACAAAACAAUAUAACGUAUUGUAACAGUACCAUUCAAGAGAUUUAAAAUACAAUACACAGUAUUGUAAAAUUAACAAUAGAAAUACAGUAUAAUAUAGUGGUUUGGAUAAUUCA
Aedes aegypti (yellow fever mosquito) is the source of this 1383-nucleotide messenger RNA. RefSeq names its product alcohol dehydrogenase 1. NCBI's taxonomy places the organism in Eukaryota, Metazoa, Arthropoda, Insecta, Diptera, Culicidae. The coding region runs from base 326 to 1132 and encodes 268 amino acids. The record is from RefSeq and is a predicted model, not a curated record. Gene Ontology annotation, cellular component: cytoplasm. The transcript is spliced from 5 exons. Gene Ontology annotation, molecular function: oxidoreductase activity, acting on the CH-OH group of donors, NAD or NADP as acceptor.